Sphaeroforma arctica JP610 is the source of this 194-nucleotide messenger RNA. RefSeq lists its product as hypothetical. The annotation marks the transcript as partial. The transcript has a single exon. The record is from RefSeq and is a predicted model, not a curated record. NCBI's taxonomy places the organism in Eukaryota, Ichthyosporea, Ichthyophonida.
AUGAACACGCACUGCUUGAACUCACCUUUGCCAGCCGUAGCGCCUAGGUUGAGGCACUUUUCGUACAUUUGCGAUACCAAAGCCGCACGUACGGACAGCCCUAUACAGUUGGUACGGAACCAGAACUGCGAGCUGAAAACGGCCUACGAGGCCAUGGCGCAAACGAGGGCAUACACAUGGACAUGGGACGAUGG